CAUGUAGCGAAAGUUCAAUUCCAUUUGCAUCAUAUCUAACAUUCCGGAUUUUAUUUUUUUAGUUUAUUUUAUCAAGAGUUCUAAAAAGACUUCAAAUGGAUAAGAGGAAUAAUCCCUUGUGUGUUUGGAUUAGAUUUUUUCUUCUUUGUAGUCGUUGAAUUUUUCAUUUUUUUGACUGGCAUACGUUUUGCUAGAUGUUGGACGAUUUAAUCCCUUUUGCAGCCAAAUUUUUUCUAGGUUUGGCCGGGACGAUCUUUACUAUCUAUGCCUUGAAACCAGUGCAUAUAAUACUACUGGGUAUUUGUUGAGCAAGUUUAAAAUUAUUUAAUUGAACGUGGUGGUAAGGUUUAUGAUCUAUAAAUCUUUCUCAUAAAUGAGUCUUCUGCCUUAUAUACAAUGCACACAUUUCUUUUGACUGUCUAUUUGUCUUGCUUUCAAGUUAGCUGCACUACGUUUGAAUGUAUUGUAUGUUAGUAAAUUUUUCUGUUAAGUUAUAUGUUGAGUUAUUCGGCACAUGACAUUGUCUGCGGUAUAACUGCAGGUUUUAAGGCUCAUAUGCACGGCUGUGGCUCAAGAUUAUAUGUAUAAGACUUAAUGUAGCCAAUCUUCAAGAUAUGUAGGAUAUUUCAUUUCUGAAUUAGUUAUAAGGUGCUUUGGAGCAUUGCACGAGAGCUUGCUUUCAGUUUACUCGAAAAUAUCAUAGAGGUUCUGUAGUUUGCUUGUGCUAAAAGUGAUCAGCGUCAUAAAGAUUCAGAAGCUCUCGGUGCAGAAAUAUUCAUCUCUUGUUAGAUGGCUAGUAGAAAACGAAGCAUAUCAUACGAGGCAGAUGCCUGUGCUGCUCUCCACAAGGAAUUGGAUGAGGCUUCUUGCCCCAUCUGCAUGGACCACCCACACAAUGCUGUUCUGCUUCAAUGCACUUCGCACGACAAGGGCUGUAGACCUUACAUAUGUGAUACAAGUUACAGGCAUUCAAAUUGCCUGGACAGGUUUAAAAAGCUCAGAGAAGAUAACAGGAAUAACAGUCCUCCUGUACCCGGUUCUUCUUCCCCUAGGAGCCAACAAAGUAAUAUUGUCAUAAACUUGGAUUCAACAACUCCAACUGACUCAAUUGAACGAAUUGGAAAUAGCGAUCAAGAUGAAGGAAACCAAGGUGCAGAUGGCCAUUUACAAGGAAUUUUAGAAACGGGCAAUUUUGAGGACAACAGUGUUGAGAGUUCACCAGAAUCAACAUUUAAUUUGAGAUGCCCCAUGUGUCGUGGAGCUGUAGUGGGGUGGAAGGUUGUAGAUGAGGCUAGAAAAUACCUCAACCUGAAGGCUAGAAGUUGCUCUCGAGAAACGUGCUCAUUCUCCGGUAACUAUAGGGACCUGCGUCGACAUGCUAGGCGGGUACACCCAAUGGUCCGACCCGGUGACAUUGACCCGUCUAGACAACGGGCCUGGCGACGCCUUCAGAACCAGAGAGAGUAUGCCGAUAUUGUGAGUGCUAUUCGCUCAGCCAUGCCCGGUGCUGUAGUAUUUGGGGACUAUGCGAUAGAGAAUGGAGAAAGGGAACAAAGGGCCUCAGAUGAAGUGAAUGGGCUUUCAAGGGCUUCAGGUGAGAUUAAUGGGCCUUUGUGGACUACAUUCCUCUUGUUUCAGAUGAUUGAAUCGAUGGAUUCGGAUACCGGGAUGAGAGGUGGGUCAAGGGUACGGGCAGGGCAUAGGCGGUCAAGUGGAGCUUUUCCGAGGCGACGCUUCCUUUGGGGUGAGAAUCUGUUGGGUCUACAAGAUGACAAUGAGGACAACGAUGGAGAUGACGACGAUGAGUUGAUGACUAUAGUAAACAAUGCAGUUGAAGAUGAGUCUCCUGUCCCAAGAAGGCGUCGGCGUCUGACGCGGUAUAGGUCCGACGAAGAUCAACCCUAAGAAUGUCUGUUGUGUGCAAAUCUGCAGCUUAAACAACAGGAUAGUUCACGGGUCUUUCUCGAAGAACCUGGGGUAGAAAAAUGAGUUGGUGAUACCGGGUUGGUUUCACUGUUGGAUGCUUUGCUCUGGAAAUUGUUCAAAGUUGCAUUGCCUGUGGAUUUGAUGGUGUGGUGAAGUUGUUAUUGAACUUGUGUAAUAGUGUGACAUUUUAUUGGCACUAUAUAUGUUGGUCGUUUCCGUAUCCUCCUCUAUUUCAUUCAGUUUUUAGCUCGUAUGCUCUGGUCAAGGAUUGCUGUGAUUGACUAUAAAUAAAAUUGUUCUCUCUCUCUC
Molecule: messenger RNA, 2235 nt
Organism: Rhododendron vialii
Lineage: Eukaryota; Viridiplantae; Streptophyta; Magnoliopsida; Ericales; Ericaceae
Exons: 4
Coding region: 790-1905 (371 amino acids)
Source: RefSeq, a predicted model, not a curated record